Lathyrus sativus (Indian pea) is the source of this 246-nucleotide messenger RNA. NCBI's taxonomy places the organism in Eukaryota, Viridiplantae, Streptophyta, Magnoliopsida, Fabales, Fabaceae. The record is from the annotation of a GenBank genome assembly.
AUGUGGUUUACAAUGCCUCUCCUUGAUGUGGUUUACAAUGCCUCCAACAAUGAGCUUCUGCGUACUCAGACCCUUGUGAAGAGUGCCAUUGUUCAGGUUGAUGCCGCACCUUUCAAGCAUGGUACCUUCAACACUAUGGUGUUGAAAUUGGAAGGAAAAAGAAAACUGCUGGCAAGAAAGACUCUGAGGAGGCUGAAGCUGUUACAGAGGAAGUUAAAAAGAGUAGCCAUGUUCAGAGGAAAUUAG